Molecule: messenger RNA, 411 nt
Organism: Linum tenue
Lineage: Eukaryota; Viridiplantae; Streptophyta; Magnoliopsida; Malpighiales; Linaceae
Source: the annotation of a GenBank genome assembly
AUGCAGCCUCUGCAUGCUAUGGUGGCCAAGAUAAGGGAGUGUGGAUCGCUGCGGCGAGCAAUCAACUAUGGAACGGUGGAGCCGUGUGCGGGAAGAGAUUUCGAGUCAAAUGCGUGGAGCCCUCGCGAAACGGCGUCCAACAUCCUUGCACUGGCAAAGAUGUGGUGGUCACUAUUACGGAUCGUUGUGGCGAUGGAUGUCCUUCGACACUCGAUCUGUCGAAGGAGGCUUUUGCCACCAUUGCGAACCCAGUUGCUGGGAUCAUCAACAUUGAGUAUUACCCGUAAGGAUUUCUCUCUUUUUUUCCCACCAAAUUCUUUUUUCAUAACUUUGAAGGGGUUUUCUUCAAUUGUAAUAUUUGUUGUAUUUCCUAAUCAUUUUUUUGGUUUUGGGGUGAUAUGCAGGGCUUAA